This is a messenger RNA of Heterotrigona itama, 882 nucleotides long. The record is from the annotation of a GenBank genome assembly. NCBI's taxonomy places the organism in Eukaryota, Metazoa, Arthropoda, Insecta, Hymenoptera, Apidae.
GAAACACUGCCAAUCCAACUGAAACGCGAGGAUCUUGCGUGGGAUCUUGCCAUGGGCCGCACAGGAUACACGUGCAUCAGGCACGUUUUUUGCUCCCUCAACGUUCUCAUUUGGUUAUGCGCUUGCGGAAUUUUGGGUGCAGGCCUCUGGCUACGAUUGGCUUACUCCGGAUACACGACCUUGGUGCCGCACUACAGUUUCGCGUCAGCUGACUCGUUGCUGCUGGCCGCCGGAUGCGUGACCUUCGUCAUCGCCUUCUUCGGCUGCUGCGGUGCAUGGUUUCAAUCGAGAUGCAUGUUGAUCACGUACUUUUUCUUGGUGAUACUAAUGUUCCUCGGUGAGUUCAUGCUGGGCACGCUGGCCUUCAUCUUUAGGGAACAUUUAGCCAAGAGCCUGAAGGACGAGCUUCUGUUCGGCAUUGAGAAACAUUACAACGUGACUAGGGAACCUGGAACGCUUCCUGCUAUAUGGGACCACAUACACACAGAGGUGAGAACAGCUUCAGUCUUCGAGUUAGACUCUAGUCUUUCAGUUUUCAAAUCAAAGUUCCAUUGCUGCGGCGUGCGAGAUUACACCGACUGGUUUCGAAUCAACGCGUGGCCGACGGAGGACCGCGUGCCGGACUCCUGCUGCAUACAGAGGGAACGAUACUGCGGCCGUCUCGACCUUGAGGAACGGAACAAGGAGCUUUGGUACCAGGAAGGCUGCGCCACGGCCAUUCAAAUGUGGCUGGUCACCAGGCUUCACGUGGUGGGCACCGUUGGCCUGGUCGUCGCAUUCCUCCAGCUGUUCGGACAGGUGGCCAGCAUGAUCUUGUUCUGCACCGUCAGGCACAAGAGGUCAUCCCACACGUACAAGAGCUACGACACUACGAACACCUAG